AUGAACAAUUCAAAGCAAACAUAUAUUAUAAACUCUAAAAGAAAAACUGAUAAAGUUAAGGAUGAAAAAAUUGUUGAAGAUAUGGUUAAAGAAGACAUGACAGAAAAUAUUGCAUCCAUAUUGCUUCAUAAUUAUGACUCUAAAUUGUAUGGAGAAGAUGAUACCUCCCAACCAACUUCAUGCACUGCACCUAUUAUACCUGCAGAGGCUACUUGCAAGAAAAAAAAAAGGAAGAGAUCUCAAAUAACAAUAUGCCUAACUAACUGUCGUUACGAGUCUAUCCGCAAAGUAGCUAGCGCUUUCGGUAUGCGCGAGGUUUCUGAAGAGGAGGCCUGGAACUUUUACUGGACUGAUAUGAGCGUUUCUGUAGAAAGAGCUAAAGAAAUGAAAAGAUUUCAGCGCAUUAAUCAUUUUCCAGGCAUGCUUGAGAUUUGCAGGAAAGAUUUGCUGGCUCGUAAUUUAAACCGAAUGCAAAAAAUCUAUCCAAAAGAAUAUAAUUUCUUUCCUAAAACCUGGUGCUUGCCUGCUGACUUUGGAGAAGCAUUGAACUACAGCAAAGCCCGUAAAAAUAAAACCUUUAUAAUAAAACCAGAAUGUGGCAGUCAGGGACGUGGCAUAUAUCUUACCAAAUCAUUAAAAGAAAUUAAACCUACUGAUAAACUUAUUUGUCAGGUUUACCUAUCGAAGCCAUACCUCGUGGACGGCUACAAGUUUGACAUUAGAGUAUACACGCUCAUUACUUCCUGUGAUCCUUUAAGGAUUUUUGUUUAUAAUGAAGGACUUGUCAGGUUCGCAACAAGCCAGUACGCGGACCCGAACAUCAACAACACGACGAACGUGUUCAUGCACCUCACCAACUACGCGCUCAACAAACACAGCCGUACAUACGUGUACGACUCGGAAGCGGGCAGCAAGCGCAAGAUAUCUACGUUGAACAAGGUGUUGGUCUCCCAAGGCGUGGACCUGGACCGGCUGUGGCGCGCCAUCGACCAAGUUAUAGUCAAGACGAUCAUAUCCGCCUGGCCCAUACUCAAGCACAGCUAUCACGCUUGUUUCCCUUCGCAUGAUAUGGUGCAUGCGUGUUUUGAGAUUCUCGGUUUCGAUAUUCUUUUGGAUCACAAGUUGCAUCCUUACAUUUUGGAAGUGAAUCACUCGCCGAGUUUUCACACGGACACGCAAUUAGAUCGCGAAGUGAAGGAGAAUCUUCUCACUGACACGUUUACCAUGUUAAAUAUAUGGCAGUGUGAUAAAAAGCGAGUGCUGGAAGAAGACCGGAAGAGGAUACGGGAUAGACUACUACAGACCAAUAAAUUUGCUGAGUACACACCUACUGAAGAAAAAGAGCCUGAGAAAAGUCCCUGGCAGACGCAAAUCCAGUGGGAAGAAACUCAUCUUGGCAAUUUCAGGCGUGUGUACCCGGUGGGCGAGCAGUACGCGUCGCUGUUCCAGCAGCCGGCGGGCUCGCUGUACACCGCCACGGCCGCCUCGCGCGCGCGCGGCGACUGCGCGCGCCUGCAGCGGCAGGACUUCCAGAAAACUAAAGCAAAAGCUGAAGCACUAAAGAAACCAUCGCAACCGAAACCCAAAGAAGUGGAAAAGUCUGAAAAAGAAGAAGCAAGUGUCUCGACCAGCGCGAGGAACGUCCCGGGGAAGCCCCGCCGCGAGCGCCGCAAGGAAGACAAGGGCAAGCUCGCCGCCAAGCCUUCCAUACAACAAGUGCAGACAGCACAAUCGGAAGACAAAGACGCGAAGCCCCCGUACGUACUGUGCUCGUACGAGCCGGACCCUAUUGUUGAGAAGGAGGAACGCGAGCGCGUCAACCUGCUGGCGCAGCGCGACUUCCUUAUACGCAGCUAUGGAAUGCUUGAGCAGAUUAAAAUAAAGAAGAAUAAAGAGAAAAUUGAAAAGCUGCAUCAGCAAUAUGAGAAUUCUCUAAAUAAAGUUGGGAACUCUUAUUUUCGUAUUGAUUUGUAUAACCGUAACUUGCCACGAGUUGGCCCUACAAGCUUAACCUGGAAACGAAUUACGUGUACAAUGUCGAGAUUGGCGCUAAGCUCGCACGUGACGUCAUUGGGCGAGCCCGCGUGCCUCGUGCGCACAACUAAUGCGAUAUUUAAGAUGACC
Messenger RNA from Brenthis ino (lesser marbled fritillary), 2124 nucleotides. The record is from the annotation of a GenBank genome assembly. NCBI's taxonomy places the organism in Eukaryota, Metazoa, Arthropoda, Insecta, Lepidoptera, Nymphalidae.